Messenger RNA from Charadrius vociferus (killdeer), 735 nucleotides. RefSeq names its product 11-cis retinol dehydrogenase-like. The record is from RefSeq and is a predicted model, not a curated record. The transcript has 6 exons. The annotation marks the transcript as partial. NCBI's taxonomy places the organism in Eukaryota, Metazoa, Chordata, Aves, Charadriiformes, Charadriidae.
GCUAUCAACGAGGUGGCUUUGGGCCGCCCCAACGUCGUGGUCCUGCCUCUAGACGUGACGGACCCCAACAGCAUUAAGGCGGCUGUCGGGAAGGUGCGGGAGGAGGUGGGAAGCGCCGGCCUCAACCUCCUCAUCAACAACACCAGCACCACGCGCCGCAGCACGCUGGCCACCGAGACGGCGGAGAACAUGAGCCUUGUCUACGCUACCAACACCAUCGGACCCCUGCAGAUGAGCCAGGCGUUCCUGCCCCUGCUGAAGGAGGCAGCUGAGGCCGAAGGGCAGCGAGGCAUGAGCUGCAGCAGAGCCGCCAUCGUCAACAUCUCCAGCAUCUUGGGCUCCAUCGAGGUGGCGGAGGCUUGGGAGGACAGGCAGGACGUCUGCUACCGCUGCAGCAAGGCUGCUCUGAACAUGCUCACCAAGUGCCUGGCCCUGGAGUACGGGAGCAGCGGGAUCCUCUGCGUCUCUGUGGACCCCGGCUGUGUGACACCUCCCUUGGGAAGGGGGACGGCUGCUCUGAACAUGCUCACCAAGUGCCUGGCCCUGGAGUACGGGAGCAGCGGGAUCCUCUGCGUCUCUGUGGACCCCGGCUGUGUGACACCUCCCUUGGGAAGGGGGACGGGCCCGGUGACGAUGGAGGAGAGCGUGCGGGGCGUCCUGCGGCUGCUGGCCCGGCUUUCGGCCACCAGUAACGGCACCUUCUGGGACUGGAGAGGGCAGAGCCUGCCCUGGUGA